This is a messenger RNA of Symsagittifera roscoffensis, 3319 nucleotides long. RefSeq lists its product as uncharacterized. Gene Ontology annotation, molecular function: SUMO-specific endopeptidase activity. The transcript is spliced from 4 exons. Lineage: Eukaryota; Metazoa; Xenacoelomorpha; Acoela; Convolutidae. Gene Ontology annotation, cellular component: nucleus; cytoplasm. Gene Ontology annotation, biological process: proteolysis; protein desumoylation. The record is from RefSeq and is a predicted model, not a curated record. The coding region runs from base 15 to 2942 and encodes 975 amino acids.
GUUUUAGAUAAUUUAUGAACAACAGUUUCUCACUGAAUCAUGGCCAUCAUUAUCAACAUGUGCCUGUAGUUCCAAACACGAUAUAUCCUGUAACUCAACAGCAGGUGGUUCAGGUUCCGGGUCAGACUUUUUCUCUCUUAAGGGCAAAUAACCCUCACUCUAUAUCAAUCUCGGAACCCCAACGGGUUCUAGCAGCACCCUGUCAACCUAUUGAGUAUAUGCUGGGGCAAUCGUCUUGCCCGUCAAUCAGCGCAGCAUCAUCUCUGAGUCCACGGCAUAAUAUUCAACAACAACAUCAUCGACUAGACCAACAACAGCCGACGCCUCCGAUUGCUUCGCACCAUAGUAUUAAUACAAACGCUAUGCCAGUAGAUGCACAAGAAUUCUACGGAACCCAUAAAUCAAGUAGUCUAGUUCGUGUCCCUAACGGUCAGAAGGCACUUUUGAGAUCUCCAGGGAGCCUUUACAGUAACCGGCUCAAUGCAGGAACUUUUCCUGUUUUUGUUAAAACAGGAUCCAUGAUCAAGAGUCCUGUCAAUAUGAAAGCUUCAUUUUUUCACGGGCAGCAUCAGAAUGAAACUAGAGUUCAAAUAGCGAAACCGAGGGUGCUUGCCAUACCAAAACAACCGGUGCUCACUAAAACAUCAUCCAAUCAGAGUUUUGCUCGUUACCCCACAGAAAUAUUCGGAACCCCAAUUCAAUUUACGCCACAACGAUCGGAUGGCGGAAGAUUCGCUUCAUCCGGGGUGUCGACGAACUUGAUGGGGAAUUCGACAUCCAACAUCUCGAGAUUGGCUCAAGGGCAGCUGACGACUCAAGAAGUGCAGUUUAGUAAUCAUGCACAAUCGCCAGCUGCGGCAAUACAAACAGUAAGAGGCCAGCUGGAGAGGAAGCGGAAAAGUGAGCCUCCUCAGACGGCAAAUUCUGUGUCAAGUUCGUCGGUGUCAACCUCUGCAGCAUCUGCCACCAAACUAUCGAGAAAAGUACUUCCUCUGAAAGCUCCAACGCCCAACAUGGUCAGGUCGAUCGAGAGAGCGAGAAAAGAGCAAGAGUUGCGGCCUGUUAAGGAGAAACUGAAAGCAGCAUCAACAGCCGCAACAGUGCCUAAGAAAGAGGAAGUGGUAUGUCUUUCCAGCGACGAAGAAGAGAAAGAGGCGGAGGAGGAGUCAAAUUGCAUGAUUAGAGUGAGCAGCGUGAACGGAUUCGACAAUGAGGCUGUGAAUGGAGGGUUCGCUAACGACGGGUUUCAGCCGCUGGACGAGAAUGGAGAAGCUGUGACCAGUUAUGACUGUGCUGCCUCGACUAUGGAAAGUGAAAGCAAUUCGUCGUGCAGCUUACAAUGCGUCAAAUCAUCUGUUGUCGAGCAAAGUGCCACAAAUGAAGGAAAUCUGCCGAACAUGAAAAAUUAUCCCACGUUAGCCCAACUGAAACGAGAUCCGAAUUCACUCGAAAUGUCUCCCUUUAGCGUAGCUCUAACAUCUAUUUACUACAAUAAUGGAUUAGUGUGUCCGACUAAGACUGAGUUGCAGUGUAAAUUUAGCAAGUUGGAAAUAGUUUUGCCAGAUUCUAGUUGUUUCGUCCACCCCGCAGAAGUUCCGAGACGCAUAAGUUUCAAUUCAAUUCAAGGCGCACAUUAUAUGUUAUCUUCAGCUUUUAACGGUCUUCUAAUACAUCUAUCGUCAAAUCCUUUGCCGGCCAACCAACAAACUGUAGCCUCUCUCGAUCAAGCGCAGCAGAAUGUGGCAUCCAAAGAGUCGACUAGUGGCCAAUACUUGCUCCUGAUUUUGAAAUCACCUCUUAGAUUGGAAUUAGUUCAGAGGUUGAAAUUACUUUUUGAGUAUCUUAAUUUUAUUAGAAAUACAAUAUCAUUUAUAAGAGACGAUCGAGCGGCAGUGUUCAAUUUUUACAAGGAAUGGGAAACUGACAAAACGAAAUUGGCGCGCUGUUCCAGCGGAAUAGGUGCUUCAUCAGCAGCGAAUUCAGCUCUCGUGAAAGCAUUCAAUAACUCAGGCAAUGCUGCUCGGAACGGUAACACUGUUACAUUGUACACAUACACUCGAGAUAAAACGAUUAUUCCGAUUACAAGCGCGGAUGUGCGCUGUUUAAAUCCAGACGAGUUUCUAAAUGAUACGAUAAUUGAUUUUUACUGUAACUGGCUCCUCGAUCGGUACCUCACGGAGCCCGAACAGAGGAACAGAGUGUACUUGUUCAACUCCUUCUUCUACAAGACCUACACCCAAGUCAAGAAUCCCCCAAAGCCCACGGCGAGCGAAGUAGCUUCGGGUAAAGGGGGGGCUGUUGCAGUGAAGGUGAAACGACACGAACGGGUGAAGAAAUGGACCAAGAAUGUGAACUUGUUCGAGAAGGAUUUCAUCAUCAUUCCUGUGAACGAGGAGUGGCAUUGGUUUCUGGUGCUAAUUUGCUUCCCAAAGCAAGCAAUAAAUGCGAGUGCGCAUAACGCCUUGAUGGCCAGUCAAAAGUCGCAGACAGUUGGCAACUGGAUCAACGCCAGCAAGAUUGCACGGGAGCGCGAGCCGCUCAUUCUGGUGCUGAAUUCUCUAAUCACUGGCAACAAGAACAACCUGUUCAAACAAAUGCGAGACUACCUAGAGGUCGAACUUCUAGAUAAAUCCCAGUUAGUUCAGUCUUUUUCGCGUACAGCGUUUGCUCAUAUGCAACCCUCAGUGCCUCAACAGACGAAUUCUUUCGAUUGUGGAAUCUAUUUGUUCAAAUACCUGGAAAAGUUCCUCCAGGAUUUUGUGACGAUCGAAAAUAAUCCGAAAGAGCCAGACAAGAAAAUAGAGUGGGAGAAGUGGUUCGAAACUUCGGAGACGUCUAAUAUGAGGAACGAGUUAAAGACAUUGAUCGCAUCGUUGCACGACCAGAAAACAGUUUCAAACUUUGAACAGUAUUCCUUUAAAAAAGUUGUGUCCUCAACGUGAGGUGUAGAUUGAUUGGAUUCGAUUGUAUCGUUUGUAAAAAUUGCAGAUAGCGUUUUCUGAUAUUGCUUCAUUAUUGUUCUGAACUGAACUGCUUAAAUUACUCCCAAAUUUUAAGGUUUUGGUUGAUAGUUAUUUAGAGCAGCGGCGGUGUAUAGUGUAUGUAAGUGCACUUCUAAAGAUUACGAUGUUCAUUGCUAAAAAAAAUUUUGAACAGAAAGUGACCAUAAACGUAAGGAAUUAAGUUUAGUUGCCUUGUAAAUAAUUGUUCGAAUAAAAAUCAGGGGUAAUAAGUUAGAUAAAACUUGGCAAGAAAUCAGAAACAUAGGUUUGUACGUUUCUGUUAGAUUCAUGAUACAUUUACUAGUAGUAUUAGUAGU